GGUGCUGUUUUUGUUUUGGUUUUAUUUUCUCUGCGUGUCUCUCAGAGGAGCCAACCUGACCUCAUCUGGCAUCUUCUGGACGCAGACAUGAGUGGAAGAGUAGGAGACCUCAGUCCUAAACAGGCUGAAGCCCUGCAGCAGUUUCGAGAGAGGAUACAAGACAUUCUUCCUCAACUUCCUGCACAACAUGACCACUUCCUGUUACGUUGGCUCAGAGCCAGAAACUUCAACAUCCAGAAGUCUGAGGCCAUGCUGCGAAAGCAUAUGGAGUUCAGGAAACAGACUAAAGUAGACUCAAUAAUCACCGACUGGCGUCCACCAGAGGUGAUAGAGAAGUAUCUGUCAGGAGGGAUGUGCGGCUACGACCGUGAGGGGAGUCCCAUCUGGUAUGAUGUCAUCGGACCCGUGGAUCCCAAAGGCCUCUUCCUGUCUGCCUCCAAGCAGGACUUCAUCAAGUCCAAGAUCAGAGACUGUGAGAUGCUGCAGAAGGAGUGUACCCUCCAGACGCAGAGGCUGGGGAAGAACAUAGAGGCAAUCACUAUGGUCUACGACGUUGAAGGUCUGGGUCUAAAACACUUGUGGAAACCUGCUAUUGAGACAUAUGGAGAGAUCCUCCAGAUGUUUGAGGACAACUACCCAGAAGGCCUGAAGAGGCUGUUUGUCAUUAAAGCUCCUAAACUCUUCCCUGUGGCCUUCAACCUCGUCAAACACUUCCUGAGCGAGAACACGCGGCAAAAGAUCCUCAUCCUCGGGGCAAACUGGCAGGAGAUUUUACUGAAGUACAUCGAUCCAGAGGAGCUGCCGAUGGUAUACGGGGGCAAGCUGACGGACCCUGAUGGAGAUCCCCGCUGUCGGACCAGGAUAAACCACGUCGGCCCAGUUCCCACCUCCUACUACGUGCGGGAUCACGUUAAAGUGGACUAUGACCAGUGUCUGAGCGUCAGUCGAGGUUCCUCCAAACAGCUGGACUAUGAGAUCCUGUUUCCAGGCUGUGUCCUCAGAUGGCAGUUUGCCACUGAGGGUGCAGACAUCGGUUUUGGGGUGUUUAUCAAAGCUAAAAUGGGUGAAUGGAAGAAAGCGGCUCAGAUGGAGGAAGUCGUGCCAAACCAGCGCUACAAUUCCCACUUAGUGCCGGAGGACGGAUCACUGACCUGUGAACGCCCAGGAGUCUAUGUGCUGCGAUUUGACAACACCUACAGCUUCUUCCAGGCUAAACGAAUCAGUUUUUCUGUCGAGGUCCUGCUACCGGACCACUUACAGACCCCACAGACCAACGGUGGGUCCAGCAAGGAUAAGCAAGCGGAGGGCAGCAGCCAAUCAUAACCACGAAGACGAUGUCAGAUUAGUAGUGUUUAGCUGCCACGAGUAAGCGCUGC
Messenger RNA from Scomber scombrus (Atlantic mackerel), 1376 nucleotides. RefSeq names its product SEC14-like protein 2. The transcript has 12 exons. NCBI's taxonomy places the organism in Eukaryota, Metazoa, Chordata, Actinopteri, Scombriformes, Scombridae. Gene Ontology annotation, cellular component: cytoplasm. The coding region runs from base 88 to 1323 and encodes 411 amino acids. The record is from RefSeq and is a predicted model, not a curated record.